Messenger RNA from Ectocarpus sp. CCAP 1310/34, 1254 nucleotides. Lineage: Eukaryota; Phaeophyceae; Ectocarpales; Ectocarpaceae. The record is from the annotation of a GenBank genome assembly.
CUCACACCCCAGUUUCUCCUCCGACAUCCGACACCUGCAUCUUCUCUGUUGGGUCUCUCGCGUACUCACGAGAGCAACGAUGCGCGUCGUUGUACAGAGAGUGAAGCGAGCAAGCGUGGUGGUGGAGCACAAAGAUGCAGAUGGCACGUCCUUGGAACCAUCGACCGUUGUCAGCGAAAUUGGCAAAGGGAUCCUCUGUCUCGUCGGCGUCAAGGAGGGGGACGAGAGGGGGCAUGCAGAGUGGAUCUGUAAGCAGAUCGUGACCGCAAAGCUGUUUGAGGGAAUGUCUGAGGCGAACGCAGACAAGAAAUGGCGGUCCAAUGUCAAGCAAAACGGCUUCGAAAUACUGUUGGUGUCACAGGCGAUUUACCCUCAACGGGCGAGUGUGCUCCAAGGGCAAAGUGGACUUCACCGGUUCGAUGCCCCCGGCAGAAGCUAGGGAGUUUUACAACCGCUUUGUAGACAUGGUCAAGAGCGCUCACGCACCCGAACUGGUGAAAGACGGAGUGUUUGGUGCCAAGAUGGAAGUCUCGCUUGUGAACGACGGCCCAGUAACCGUGAUCGUGGAUUCUGGAGAGAUGAAAAAUGAGACUCCUCUGCCGAAACCGGAGGCGGGCGAAAAGAUUCGGGAUAAAGUUCCCACUGCUGUACCAGCCUUGGAUUCGAAGUGACAACUGGGAGAUCUCUGGAGGAGGGCAACGCUGUGUGAGGCAUUUCGUCUCUUGUCGUCGCGUUCUCGUUCUCUCUCUCUCUCUUUCUCUGUCUCUCUGUCUCUCUCUUUCUCUGUCUCUCUGUCUCUCUGUCUCUCUGUCUCUCUGUCUCUGUCCCUCGCUGAGGGUGAGUACGGCGGGGGAAGAAGGGGGCUUCAGACAGAGGCCGGGGCUACCCCCGGGCUACGUUUUUGAUUUGCUUGUGUUGUUCUGGUAGGUAACGUUGGCAAAAGCAAUCCGAAGCGAUGCAUCUGGACACCGCUAUCUAGACAACAAAAGAUACAAAAGUAUUAUACACCCGACUGGACAACCGGCUACUAACGGCCGAGGUGGGGGCAUGCUGGGGAAUGGCCAUCGUCCGCUAUUACAAAGAUGGUAUGCAGAUCAUUACACGGACGACGGCAUUCUACGCAAGGCAUUGCACUACUGUGAAAAGGUGGAGAAUACCGUCGAGGUGGGAACAUUCAAUGCAUAGCCCACGGUCGUUCUGAAGAAAGUGUCUCGCAAGCAAAAUGCGGGAAAGACCGCUGAACGUUGCACCACC